Messenger RNA from Aspergillus clavatus NRRL 1, 861 nucleotides. RefSeq lists its product as uncharacterized. The coding region runs from base 1 to 861 and encodes 286 amino acids. The transcript is spliced from 3 exons. The record is from RefSeq and is a predicted model, not a curated record. NCBI's taxonomy places the organism in Eukaryota, Fungi, Ascomycota, Eurotiomycetes, Eurotiales, Aspergillaceae.
AUGCAAAUCGACGAGCUUCAAGCCCGAAACAACCACACCUAUGAAAACGGACACCGGUACUAUGGCUUCAAGUUCGAAUAUCCUUUCCCAGACGACAAGGACGCACAGGAUACCCACAGUGGCAUAGAGCGCCUCUGGCGCGAGUUGCUCGAUUGGAAGGUCUUUGUCGCGCCGCUUCCCUCUCCGCUUGGGAAAAACCCACAAGGUGCUGGACUUCGCUACGCGGAGUGCCGCCUGGGUGGUGAGCUUCUGCCAGAGCGAGCAUCACAGGGCCUUUGUCACCUCAAUGGACCCGACAUAUAUGCAGAUCUUCCAGGGACGAUGUCUCUGGGUGGAUUGCUUACCGAUUGGGAGGGGUUUUAUGAUAAUGCUUUCAAGCACCUUGUGCCGGGUGGAUGGUUGGAGGUCAAGGAGCAGGAUAUUCGUCUUUGCUCUGAUGAUGGUGGGGUUCCAGACGCCGUGAGACAGUGGCAGGAGCUGUUGGAAGAGGCGGCUGAGAAGUUUGGGAAGAGGAUCAAUGUGGCUAGGAAGCAGAGGGAGUGGAUGGAGCGUGCUGGAUUUGCUGAGGUGAAGGAGGAAGCCUUCAAGGUCCCGCUGGGCCAAUGGAGUGAGGGCCUCAAAUGGAAGGAAAUCGGAAUGACCUACUCCUACCAGCUACUGAAGAGUCUGGAUGUGUAUUCCCUGCGCCUAUUCACUCAUACCUUGGGCUGGUCCGAAGAGGACACAGAUGCACUCCUGGGCAGGGUUCGCGAGCAGUUGAAGCAAGAGGAUCUACGUCUCUAUUCUUAUUUUCAUGUGGUUGUUGGGCAGAAGCCUACAACCGCGGAAAGAUGGCGGGGGCGUGUACAACAGCCAUCUUGA